Messenger RNA from Sturnus vulgaris (Common starling), 1656 nucleotides. RefSeq names its product G protein-coupled receptor 83 (gene GPR83). Gene Ontology annotation, biological process: neuropeptide signaling pathway. Lineage: Eukaryota; Metazoa; Chordata; Aves; Passeriformes; Sturnidae. Gene Ontology annotation, cellular component: plasma membrane. The record is from RefSeq and is a predicted model, not a curated record. Gene Ontology annotation, molecular function: neuropeptide Y receptor activity.
AUGCUAUCCUGCUUUGUCUGGCUCGCCCUCCCCGACUUGGUUAACGCCUUUGUGACCCCAGGAAAGUUGCCCCUCAAUGGGAGCCUGGAGGAGACUUUUAUAGUCCCGAACGUGUCGGGUUUCUUUUCCUGGGACAAUGACAGCCUGGCCGACUGGCAGAGCUUUGUGGACAGGAGCCGGUACGGAGCGGAGUCGCAGAGCACCACGGUGAAAGCCUUGCUCAUCGCGGCGUACUCCUUCAUCAUCGUCUUCUCCCUCUUCGGCAAUGUCCUGGUCUGCCACGUUGUCAUGAAGACGAAGCGAGUGCACUCUGCCACCAGCUUGUUCAUCGUGAACCUGGCUGUGGCCGAUAUCAUGAUCACCCUCUUCAACACACCCUUCACUCUGGCUCGUUUUGUGAACAGCACCUGGAUCUUUGGGAAGGGGAUGUGCCAUGUCAGUAGGUUUGCACAGUACUGCUCUCUCCAUGUCUCUGCCUUGACCCUUACAGCCAUUGCUGUGGACAGGCACCAGGUUAUAAUGCACCCCCUGAAACCUCGCAUAUCUACUGGAAAAGGUGUUAUCUACAUCUCUGUAAUCUGGAUUAUGGCAACUUGUUUUUCCCUACCACAUGCUAUCUACCAAAAGCUCUUUACCUUUGAAUACAGUGAGGAUGUUACCCGGUGCCUGUGUCUGCCGGAUUUCCCUGAGCCUGCUGACCUCUUUUGGAAGUACCUUGAUUUAACGACCUUCAUUUUGCUCUAUGUCCUGCCCCUUCUGAUCAUCUCUGCUGCCUACGUGACGGUGGCCAAGAAGCUCUGGCUGCGCAAUGUCAUCGGGGACGUCACCACUGAGCAGUACUUCGUCCUUCGCAAAAAGAACAAGAAGACCAUCAAGAUGCUGAUGCUCGUUGUCAUCCUCUUCGCAGUUUGCUGGUUCCCCUUGAAUUGCUACGUCGUCCUCCUCUCCAGCCAGACCAUCCACACCAACAACGCCCUGUACUUCGCCUUCCACUGGUUUGCAAUGAGCAGCACCUGCUACAACCCCUUCAUCUACUGCUGGCUCAAUGACAGCUUCCGAUCGGAGCUGAAGGCUUUGCUCAGCGUGUGCAGAAAACCCCCCAGGCCCACAGAGCACAGGCUUCCCCCCACAGUCCCUUCCUACCGACUGGCUUGGCCAGAAAACGGCAACUUCAAGAGGUUGCAGGCCUCCUCCCGUGUCCUUCCACCAUCCUCCACCAUCCAGUCAGGAAAGACAGACAUUUCUGCAGUUGAGCCAAUAGUAGCUGUGAGCUAAAUGAUGACCUUGGAUUGCAUAUAGAUUUGGCAAGAGCUAAAAGGGUAGGAAGAUGUGGAGCCCUGGCCACACAACAGGUGAUAAAAUCAAGAAGGAGGUUCUGCAGGAGGCAGUAUGAAAGAGCUGUGUGUUUGAUGCAGGCUGAUGACAACGGUGUGGAGAACCUAGAGAGGAGAAAGUAAACUCUUCCCAGGAAGGAAUUUUUUGUCUUUGUCAAGGUGACUUUGGACUGGCUUGCAGGAUGGGAUUCUCUGCAUGUGUGUCGCUGUUACCUGCAUGACUAAGCCUUUUUAGAACUAGAACUGUGGGUGUGUUUUCCUGGUACUUAAACAACAGUGUCAUCACAUCAGAUCUCUCUUCCCCUUUUCUGAGUCUCCUCGU